GUAAAUAGGUGUAACUACUGCGGCUCUGUGGGCAGGAGACGUGUCCCCAGGAGGGGCAUUAGGUACGGGCAGGGAAAGACCCCCAGCCACCCUGCAGAGCAGCAUGGGGAAGAGUCAGCUCGCUUGGGCUGAAAAAGGGGAAAAAAAGAAAAAGACAGAAACAGAAGUCAUCGAAGCCUUAGAGGAAGAACUCCUUGUGAAUUCAAAAGGUCCCCAAGACUUGGAGCUCAAAACCUCUAGCCAGAGCCUCAGGCACUCACAGGGAUUUAUCGGAAGAUCUCUUCCUUUUUAGCAUCGUGUCACUGCCAGAUGCACCACGGGCUGCAGAGCCGGUCGGCACCACCACGCAGUUCUCCCCUUCCCACGGUAGCAAGUGACGCUGCGGUGGAGCUUCUGUUGGGGGGAAAAGUCAUGUUUGACAGAACCCUGCACAGUCCAACCUCGCAGCUCGGCUGAUCCGAGGGCAGAGGAGAGGUUUCCAAAGAACUGACACCCCCCCCCCCAUUCCCGGGGAGGCUUUUCUGGUGUUUCUUUCUUAAACAAAGGGACAUUGGUCAAAUUUAUUUUUAUUUUUUUUUUAAAUUUAUUUUUCUCAAAGCAAUUGAAAGGAGUGCCUGGAAAGCUGAAGCAGAAAAAGCUUAGCCUCUUAACAUUGGCUCCGUGGCAUGCCGUUAACUGGGAUUAAGAAAGUCAACUAAUGCUUCACAGCACCAGGAUUUCAACAGCACGGAGCCUCCCGAGGCAGGGAACCGCGACGGCAAAUUCAGCAGGAUCUCAAAGCAGCAGCUGCCUCUCCCCGCAGAUGCCGUUUAACCCCGGAUUUGCGUGCAUCCCACUUCUGAAAAUCAGCUGGAAAUCCAUCGUGCCUUCCCUUCACGGACAGUGAGCGCUGCCAGCCAAAGCCUUGGCUCCUCUCUGCCCGGCUGCCGGCACCGGAGCUGGGUUAGGGAGAGCCCUUUCCCACGCAGGUGGAGGGGGGUCCCGGCAGACUCCCGGAGCUCCCAGCCCGUCCCCGCUGACCCACGGAUGAUCCAGCGCAUUUCCCCAAAAGAGGCGUGCUGGGGGAACGAGGGCCAGGACACGAGGUACCUGUAUCAUUUUUGAUUAAUAUUUGUGGAUGAAUGCUGUAAAUAUGAGCCAAGAAGAUGUAAAAAAGUCGCUGAGCCAUGCAAGUGAAUUAAUUUGCUUUUAGACAAAAUGCGGCUGGUUUUCAGGCUUUUGCGAGCAGGAACAUUAUUCCUUUCCUAUGCCAAAGACUGACUGCGUUUGCUCUCCUGCUUUACUUCUACUGUGGAGAACAUUUAAGCAAGAACAUGUAUAGCGAAUUGCUAAAUUCAACCAGUGCCACCGAAGCUCACCUAAUCAUUCAGACCAACACGCCCUACCUGAGCGGCACACCGCGACCCGUGAGCUCCUCGGCUUUUUACAUGUCGACAGCCAGGGUGUUAAAAGAAGGGGAAAUAAAUAAGCCAGACCUGGUGACUUACAUCAUUCUGUUUUUCUUUCUGCUCUUGACUGUGACACUCAUUGUGCUCUUCAUAAACUGCCAGCUGAAAAAUUCUUUUUUUGCUACUCUCCCUUACGACAGAUCGCUCAGAGAAGCGAGGAGCCCGUGGAGGACACAAGCUGUCUGACACGAGAGAGAAACUAUGACUUACAACAGUAGCAGGCACCAGAAACCCUGUGCAAUAAGGUGUUAUUUCCAUAUGUCAGUGAACGGAUUUGACCCUCUUUAAAGUAACAGGCUGCAUCGCAGGAAACGAUUGCUGAAAAAUAUGCUGUAUGCAAAUCGGAAUAGCUGUAAAUAAAGAGCUCUGUUAUGAACUAAAGAGAGAAUGCUUUAGAAAAUUUAUACAGUUUUGCGCAAAAAAAAUUGCCCCGUGAUUCCAGAUUAAGGUCUAUAUGUAUGCAAAUGUCAUCAUCCACCCAUUCAGUGUCCGUACAAGGAUAUUUGCAUUAACGACAAUCUCCGAUUCGGGCAUCUGGCAGAGCUUGUUACCCAUGUUUAUGAAACCAUAGCAUCAAAUGUAAAAAACCCACAGUCUAUUUACCUAAUGGCUCCACGCUGAGGGUACGAGUUUACUUUCCAGACCCAUUUCUCUCAACUGCUGCUGAAACUGCAUGGUGAUGCAGCAGGAGUCCUGCCAAGCAGGAGGAGAACACAAAAAAUGCUUAUUUAGACUUUUGACUGUGAUUCUGUUAAGGGUGGUUUUGAUGUUUUACUGCAUCCUUGAUCAGGUUUUAAGUUACCAUUUAUGUGAAACCCUAAAUACCCAGGGAAUUUGUUUUCAACUUUCUUAAGCUACAAAGGAAAUUAUUCGCCACAGCAUGGAACCAAAAUAAUCAGGAUGGGGAGAAGGAAGGAGAGAAAAUAAAUAGCAUUAGUAGUAUGUAAACUACUGAAAGGGGAGAGCAGAGUGCUCUGAGAUCAGUACAAAAAAAUAGAUAACUUCGAAAAGCCAUAAACCACAGUUUUCUGGGAGUAGUUGCUUUAACGCACAACAUCCCCAACUCCUUGCUCUUCAUAUAAAUCUGGCACAAUUAGAAGCACGCUUUAUCCGUAGGGCAACAGUUUGAUUCAACAUCGAUCAGUGGCAAACCCCACCAUUUUAAGCUAUUAGCUAUCUGAUUUUGUUCUAAAAAGCUUCUGCUUAACCUUGUUAGCUGACAUGCUAUUUUAGAGGUGCCGUUUUCUAGGAAACUUGCAGUUACAGCACAAUUCCAGAUCAAACUGCACGAACCCCAGAACAGUAUUUGGAUUUCCCACAAGAAGUGGGCAAAGGGCUUUUUUUUUUUUUUUUUUAACCCCAGUGGCUCAACAUACAAGUGAAUUGCAGUUCUCCAGAAAGAGAGUCCUAAACCUUAUUUUUGCUCCAAUUUUUGUUAGUGCAUCAUCUAUCAGAAGAAUGGGGUUCAAGUGAUGUCAGAAGCUGUGCCCCUAAAAUCGUUCUUAACAUGGCAGAGUACAGCAGAGGUGCUUUGUGUAUAUAUGUACAUAACUUAUUUAAUCCAAAUGAGGAUUUUACAAUGCAAUUACACACACGUACAGGCUUGCACUUGAACACAGACAAAACGUGUAUAUAUGCGAGCCUGUUUGCAAGCUUUUUUUUUUUUUUUUUUUUACACAGAAACUGCACAGUUGACAACAGUUCCAUGUCAUCGUCUUGGUUACCAUGUUUUAUUAUGCUCAAGUUAAACUACUAUAUAACAGGCUUAAAUAUUUCGUUCCUCGACAGGUGGCCAAUUUUUACUUCCUCUGAACCAAAUUUAACUGGUGUAAUUCCAAGUAACUAAUGUAGAAAGCAAGAAUAAAUUCAAGUGUGUUUAUCUCAGUCCUUUUUGAAUAAAUCAAGUUUUAUCAAA
Grus americana (Whooping crane) is the source of this 3363-nucleotide messenger RNA. RefSeq names its product small integral membrane protein 32 (gene SMIM32). The transcript has 2 exons. The record is from RefSeq and is a predicted model, not a curated record. Lineage: Eukaryota; Metazoa; Chordata; Aves; Gruiformes; Gruidae. The coding region runs from base 1314 to 1634 and encodes 106 amino acids.